AUGAGGACCCUCUUCCCCAGCUUUGCCCUCUUGCUCCUCCACUUGUUUCCCAGCUGGGGACAACUGCUGGAGCCUGGGUCUCCUUCGACAUUUCAGUUUACUCGCCCGGUUUACAAUGCCACUAUAUAUGAGAACUCUGCAGCGAGGUCCUACAUCAGGAGUGAGUUUAGAAUGGGGAUCACUCUACCGGAAUCAGAGCCCUGGGAGAUCAAAUACUCAGUUGUUUCUGGAGACGAUGAAGGGCUCUUUCAGGCGGAAGAGUAUGCGUUAGGAGACUUUUGCUUUCUGCGUAUCCGAACCAGUGGUGGGAGCUCUGCUAUCUUGAACCGCGAGGUGCAGGACAAUUACACGUUAACUGUUAGAGCCACCUCGGAAGGUGGCCGAGAGGCGUCGGCGAGAGUUAAUGUGCAAGUACUGGACAUGAACGACCUCCGACCUCUAUUUUCACCUACGGCUUAUACCAUCUCUGUACCUGAGAGCACCCCUGUGGGAGCCAGUGUUGCUCAGGUGACAGCCACUGAUGCAGACAUUGGCUCCAAUGGAGAAUUUUAUUAUUUCUUCAGAGAAGAAGUGGAACAAUUUGCCGUGCACCCUACCAGCGGAGUUAUAUCUCUCACCACAAGGCUGAACGCAGAUGAAAGGAGUCGCUUUGACCUUGAGGUGUUUGCCAUUGAUCGUGGAACAAAAGUUUAUGGAAACACUGGAGUGAGCAGCACAGCUAAGCUAAUCAUCAACAUCAAACGUCUGAAUGAGUUUGCGCCCGUCAUAAAUGCUGUUGCUCUUGUCCCAUCACUGUUGGAUAAAGACCCUGUUUAUGCUGUCGUCACCGUUGAGGACAUGGAUGAAGGGUUAAAUGGGGACAUUGAAUGGGUUGCGAUUAUUGAGGGUGAUCCAUUGGAACAGUUUGUGCUUGACAGAGCAGCAGUUGGGAAUGAGUACAGAGUAAAAAUGUCUGAUCCGGUGGACUGGGAUGUAUUUCCAUAUGGCUGUAAUCUCACCUUUCAAGCUAAAGAUAGAGGCAACCCUCCAAAAUUCUCCAACGUUGAAGUAGUUCAGCUGUUAGUGAAAAAGCCACAGUUGGCUGUGUUGGCCGGGUUUGAAAAAGAAAUGUACAGAGCUACAAUCAGUGAGAUUUCACCACCUGGGAUUUUUGUGGAGACUGUUAGAAUCUCUCCAGUACCGCCAACAGUGAGCUAUAUAUUGAAUCCCUCCCCCGAUUCUGAUUUCUUUAUCAUAAACUCUUUCACUGGCACAAUCUCAACAGCCAAGCAGUUUACUAGUGUAGGACAGGAGCUCUUUGAAUUGGAAGUGACAGAAGAAAUGAGUGGUCUGAGAGCCAAAAUACAGGUCACAGUCGAAGACGCCAACGACAACGCUCCCGUUUUUACCCAGCCGUCUUAUGAAGUCUCUGUUAACGAGAGCGCUCCAAUUGGCACUGUCAUUCUGGUGGUGUCUGCUCAGGACAGUGACAAAGGGGAGAACGGAUACAUAACCUACAGCAUAGCUAGCCUUCAGUCUCUGCCCUUCACAAUUGAUCAGAAUUCAGGAGAACUGAAAAUAGCAAAAAAAUUGGACUUUGAAUCCUCAUUAGAGACUUACACAUUUGCUGUGCGGGCUUCUGACUGGGGCUCACCCUAUAGACGUGAAAAUGAGGUCAAUGUCACGGUUUGGUUGCUGAACAUUAAUGACAACCAGCCUCUCUUUGAACGCGUUGCUUGUAAGGGGGUGAUUUCUCGUGAUUUUCCUGUAGGCCAAACAAUCAUUACUAUGUCUGCCAUCGAUAUAGAUGAGCUCAGUUUAGUUAAGUAUAAUAUAGUUUCUGGAAAUGAGCUGGAUUUAUUCAACCUUAAUCCAGAUUCUGGCAUAUUGUCACUGAGAAGGUCUCUGGCUGGAGUCAAUGUUAAAAAUGGUCUUUUCAGCUUGAAGGUAGUUGCUACAGACGGGGAAAUGUUUUCAGAACCCACUUUUGUUAAUAUAUCUGUUGUGAGAGGGAGAAUGCCACCAAGGAGUUUCAGUUGUAAGGACACAAAUGUUGCACAGAGAUUAGCUGAAAAACUUCUGAACAAAGCAACAGCCAUAGGCAAGUCUAAAAUUGAGGAGGGCUAUACAGACCUGUUUUCGGUCAACAAACAGACUCCUCAGUUUGAAUCACUUCCCUCAGACAUUUUAGUUCGUGAAGAUGUGGCUGUUGGAGCGAAUGUCUACCAAGUGAGUGCAAAAGACGAUGACACAGGCUUUAAUGGUCAGAUCCUAUACACCAUCUCUGAUGGUAACACUGACAGCUGCUUCAAUAUUAACAUGGAAAGCGGAUUAAUAUCGGUUUAUCAGCAGCUGGACCGUGAGAGAACAGACAGAUAUUUCCUUAACAUAACCAUUUAUGACUUGGGCCUUCCACAGAGGUCCAGCUGGAGGCUGUUGACUGUGAACAUUGAAGACGUGAAUGAUAACAGUCCACGGUUUCCACAAGAGAGUUACACAGUGCUGGUGCCAGAGAACACAGCCAUUGGCACGGAAGUCAUCAGGCUCACAGCUACAGAUGGCGACCUCGGUCAGAAUGGUGAAGUCUACUACACCAUAUUAACAAACUCUCCCCACUUUGGUAUUAAUAGCGAGACAGGGGCAGUUUAUGUUUCUGGCCAACUCGACAGAGAGUCCAUCACAGAUUUUACCCUCAAGAUUGAGGCCAGAGAUAAGGCAGAAAGGGGAAACCAGAGAUUUUCAGUGACGACGCUAAAAGUGUAUUUGGAGGAUGUGAAUGAUUGCGCGCCGCUGUUUAUUCCCAGAAGUUAUAGUUGUCGUGUCUUGGAAGACCUUCCACAGGGCACUGUCAUUACUUGGCUGCAGACACAAGACCCGGACCUCGGAUUAGGUGGGAAAGUUAGAUAUUCCUUGCUCAGUGAUUUCAAUGGGACCUUCAAGGUCCAUGCGGAGAGUGGAGCUGUUCGGGUGGGCAAGGAACUGGACUACGAGAAGCAACAGUUCUACAACAUCUCUGUGGUCGCCGAAGACUUGGGCUACCCCAUUCAGUCUCGCUCCGUCUCUUACAUCGAGGUGGAAAUUGUUGAUGUGAAUGAAAACCUGAAUGAGCCUUAUUUUGUGGAUUUUGCAGUGAAGGGCACUGUUAGGGAGAACUCACGCGUUGGGACCAGUGUAGCACAAGUUACUGCAAAGGAUGAUGACAAGGGGAGAGAUGGAGUGAUACGAUACUCUAUCAAAGCUGGAAGUGGUCUUGGGAAGUUUUCUAUUGAUGAGGAGACUGGAGUGAUCUACACCACUGCUGUUCUCGACCGUGAAACUCAAGCCUCUUAUUGGUUGACAGUCUAUGCAACAGACAAAGGGGUGGUUCCUCUGUCUGCCUCUAUCGAAGUGUUUGUCCAGGUGGAGGACAUCAACGAUAAUGCACCGCUGAUACCUGACCCCAUCUAUCACCCCACUGUAAUGGAGAAUUCGCCAAAGGAUGUGUCCGUCAUCCGCAUCCAAGCGUGGGACCCUGACAUAACCGUUUCAGACAGUCGACUCUCUUACAGAAUAACAGCUGGCAAUCCACAGAAUUUCUUUGCCAUCAAUUCCAAGACAGGACUCAUCACUACGACAUCAAGAAAACUAGACAGAGAGCAACAGGCAGAGCAUUUCCUAGAGGUAACAGUGAGGGAUGGAGGAGGCGUGUCCAGACAGUCUACAGCGUGGGUGAUUGUGCAUGUUCAGGAUGAGAAUGACAAUGCGCCGGAAUUCCCCGAAAAAGUAUACCGUAUCAGUCUGCCCGAACGGGAUCGCAAUAAGCGAGGCGACCCCAUCUACAGGGUAUUCGCCUACGACCGAGACGAGGGACCCAACGCUGACCUAACCUACAGCAUUGUGGAGGGCAACGAGGACGGCAAAUUUUUUAUAGACUCCAAAACUGCUAUGGUGUCAUCCAGGAAGAUGGUCACUGCAGGGAGCUAUGACAUCCUGAAGAUAAAAGCAGUAGAUAAUGGCAACCCUCCAAAAUGGUCCACCACCAGUCUGCAUGUUGAGUGGAUCCGUAAGCCAUUACCUUCACCACAGUCAUUGCGGUUCAUUAAACCCAGCUACAACUUUACAGUCCUGGAGAACAUCAAAGUGGCAGAGGUUGUGGGACCGGUCUCGGUCCGACGAACUGACACACCACUGUGGUUUGAUAUCAUCGGUGGUAGGACAUCGCGAGAAAUGUUUUACAUUCCCCAGAGCUCUUGUGUAGGAAACUGUUCUGGUACAGGAAGCUAUGAUGGGGCUACUGAUGUUCAGAGAAGAAUGGGAACCAUUGUCGUAGCUAAACCUCUUGACACUGAGUCUCAGUCACUCUACAACAUGACUGUACAGGUGACGGAUGGGACUAAUACAGCAACCACACAGGUUUACAUCAGGGUAUUGGACAGCAAUGACAAUGCUCCUGUCUUCUCCCAGCCUACAUAUAACAUCUCAAUUUCAGAGGACACACCAGCAGACACAGAGGUUCUUCGGGUUAAGGCAGCAGACGGAGAUGAACGAGCCAAGUUGAGCUACUCGAUACAUGGAAGCGUUGAUCCAACGAGCAUGCGCCUGUUUCGGAUCAAUCCUGGCACUGGUGCUGUGUACACAGUGGAUCGACUGGAUUACGAAACCCAAACCAAGCAUAUCCUCACCAUUAUGGUAAAAGAUCAAGAAUUCCCAUAUUACAGGGAUUUGGCUCGUAUCUUUGUGUCUGUUGAGGAUGCUAAUGACCAGACCCCUUCCUUCACACGUACUAUGUAUGACGGAGUGGCAUUUGAGACUUCCCCAGUGGGGACUUCAAUCCUUCAAGUCACUGCACUGGACAGAGACUCUGGCACGAAUGGGGAGGUGUUGUAUUCCAUUGAAGCAGGCAACACAGGCGGCGCUUUUGGCAUUGAGCCAAUGUCUGGCAUCAUUUGUGUGGCCAGAGAACUGGACCUGACAUCUGUGGGGUAUUACGUCAUCACAGUCCGUGCCACGGACAGUGGUAUCCCUGCAUUAAGCACGACUGCCACAGCUAGGAUUGCUGUUACCUUGUCUGACUUUUCCAGUCCCAAGUUUACCCAGCAAGAGUAUCAAGCUGAGAUCAGUGAGAAUGUAGCAAUAGGCACCUUUGUCACCGCCAACACUGCCAUAAGCCGUACUACGCUCAUUUAUGACAUAAUGCGAGGUGACAACGAGAGAAGGUUUGGGAUCAACCGCUAUACAGGAGUCAUUACAACACAGAGACCCUUGGACUUUGAGGACACUGCUUCCUAUACGCUGGUCAUACAAGCUAUGAACAUGGCUGGGAUAACCUCUAACACCACACUAAACAUCCAGGUUGUAGACCAGAAUGACAAUCCACCAACGUUCACACAGCUUUCCUACACAGGAAGCAUCAGUGAGGCUGCACCCAUUAACAGUGUUGUGAUGAGUGAGGAUGGCAGCCCUCUGGUGAUCCAGGCCAUGGACAGUGACAAGAACCAGAAUGCUCUUCUUGUAUUCCAGAUAGUAGAGGACAUGGCCAAGAUGUUCUUUACUGUAGACUCUGGUACAGGCUCAGUCAGGACCAUUGCCAACUUGGAUUAUGAGACCUUCUCUGAGUUUUACUUCACAGUCAAUGUGAGGGACAGCGGCAAACCUCAGCUGACAGCAGAAAAUCCAGCUGAAGUCAUAAUCAAGGUGACAAAUAUCAAUGACUCACCCCCUAAGUUCUCUCAGGAUGCCUAUGACACAAUCCUGCUUCUCCCCACUUAUGUUGGGGUUGAGGUUUUGAAACCGGAGGCUUCUGACCUCGACAUGAACACUGAUCUCAUUUACUCACUGGCUGACAGCAAUAUGGAGCACUUUGCUAUGGAAUCCACCACCGGAAUUUUAACUGUUAGAAACAACAAGCUGUCUAAAGACCGUUACCGUUUCAAUGUUAAAGCAUCUGAUGGGCGGUUCUCCUGCACAGCUUUAGUGACAGUUCUGGUCAGGGAGGCUAUGGACAGUGGCCUCCUCUUCAGUGAGCCUUUGUAUGCUUCCUCUGUGCAGGAGAAUAACACAAAUAUCACCACAGUGAAUGUGGUCAAUGCAGUAGGGCAUCGCCUCAACGAGCCGCUAAAGUACGCGCUGCUAAAUGCAGGGAGUCGCUUUGCUAUCCGGCCCACAUCCGGGGUUAUCCAGACCACAGGGAUUCCAUUUGAUCGAGAGGAGCAAGAGUCUUAUGAGCUCGUGGUAGAAGCGAGUCGAGAGUAUGACCGUCUUAGGGUUGCAAGGGUAACUGUGUUUGUGCAGGUGGAAGAUGUCAAUGACAAUGCACCUGAGUUUACUGGCCUCCCGUACUAUGCUGCUGUGCAGGUUGAUGCAGAGCCCGGCUCAUCAAUAUUUCAAGUGUCUGCCAUUGACCAGGACAAAGGGAUGAAUGGAGAGGUUUCCUACACUCUGAAAGAGGAGCACAGGCAUUUUGAGGUUGACCGUCUCACUGGCGUACUUACACUCAAAAGGGCCUUUGAUUCUGACUUGUCCAAUGUUGAGUACCCAGUGGUUGUUCUGGCCCGGGAUGCAGGCUACCCCUCCCUCUUCACAGCUGUGGAGGUUCCAAUAACAGUUUUAAACAAAGCAAUGCCCGUUUUUGAUAAGCCUUUCUAUGGAAUAUCUGUUAGAGAGGACAUUGCUGUCUUCACCCCCAUUUUGAGUAUCAAUGCUACCAGCCCUGAAGGUCAAAACAUUAUUUACACUAUUGUUGAUGGGGACCCUUCACUGCAGUUUGACAUUGGUUUUGACAGUGGGGUCAUCACUGUCAUUUAUCCUUUAGACUAUGAGGUCCAAUCCUACUACAGACUAACUGUUAGGUCCACAGAUACACUCACAGGGGCUAGAUCAGAAGUUAAUGUGGAUAUUGUUGUGGUAGAUGUGAAUGACAAUGCACCUGUGUUUGAGAGAUCUACAUACAGUGCUACACUGGCAGAGAACUCAAUGAUAGGAACAGCAGUGAUACAGCUAUCAGCAAAAGAUAAAGACUCAGACAAAAACAAUGUAAUACGUUAUCAGAUUCUCUCAGAUGCUUUCAACAGCACAGACUAUUUUCAUAUUGACAGCAGUAGUGGGCUUGUGCUCACAGCCCGCUUGCUGGAUUAUGAGCUCAUUCAACGCUACACUUUUAUUGUCAGAGCAACAGACAAUGGUUCGCCAGCACAGAGCUGCGAGGUCACAGUUACUGUGUUUUUGAAUGACACAAAUGACAACCCGCCAUCUUUCAGUAUGCCUUUCUACGAGGCGUUCGUCAGUGAGCUGGCACCCAGGGGUCACUUUGUGACCUGUGUGCAGGCAUCUGAUGCUGAUAGCUCUGAUGUAGAGAAAUUGAGGUACAGCAUACUUUCUGGAGAUGAGAGGAUGAACUUUGUCAUGGAUGCCAAGACAGGAAUUAUAUCUCUAGCCAGCCAACGCAGGCAGGGGAUGAAGUCUGGAUACAACCUCAAUGUAUCUGUUUCAGAUGGUGUGUUUACCAACACUGCACAGGUGAAUAUCCGGGUGCUUGGGGCCAACUUGUAUAGUCCAGUUUUUAGUCAGAGAUUUUAUUUGGCUGAGGUGCGAGAAAAUGCCCCUGCAGGAACAAGGGUUAUCCAGGUAAGGGCCACCGAUGAGGACUCUGGGCUUUUGGGUCAAAUUAUGUAUUCUUUCAUCAACGACCUGGGAAAGACUCAGUUUAACAUAGGCACUGAUGGAGUGAUCACGACAGCCCAGAAGCUGGACAGGGAGAACCCCGUGAAUCGGGACAUUGUUUUGACUGUCAUGGCUCUGGAUGGAGGUGGCCGAGCCUCCUUCUGUACUGUGAGAGUGAUACUUACUGAUGAAAAUGAUAAUGCUCCACGCUUCAGAGCUAUUGAAUAUAGGGUGAGUAUCAAAGCCAAUGUACCCAUGGGGUCCUUGGUGACUCAGAUCCAGGCACAAGACCCAGAUGCUGGGGACAAUGGAAGGGUAAGCUAUUCCCUGUACAGUGAGGCCCGUCUUCCACUGGUAGAUGUUCUGGAGAUUGAACCCGACAGUGGUUGGAUGGUUACCAAAGGAAGCAUGGCUCAUCUUAGGGGUACUGUUCUUUCCUUCUUUGUGAAGGCCACAGAUGGAGGCAUGCCUGCCAAACACUCUCUCGUAUCUGCAUUCAUUCAUGUCCUCCCACCAGAUGCCAGUGUUCCUACCUUCACCCAGCCUCAGUAUUCCUUCACUAUCCCAGAGGACACACCUGUUGGCACAGCCUUGGGGUCUGUGUACCUGGGACCAGGCCAGACUGCUGCUUUUGCUGUGGUAAAUGGAGAGAUGGCAGAAAGUAACCAAGGUGGGACGUUUCUGGUGGAGCGAGAGACCGGACUUCUCAGGCUCAUUAACUCCUUAGAUUAUGAACUUGUCAACAUUUUUCGUUUCAAGGUGUCGGCCACUAUGAGGCAAGAUCUGGUGGAAUCAAUGUCUGUUGUCGAUGUGGAGGUGAAAGUCCUCGAUGUUAAUGAUAACAAACCGUAUUUUGAGACAAGCUCUUAUGUAGCCAUGGUCAUGGAAGGCAUGCCUGUGGGUACACGGGUCAUACAGGUGCGUGCCCUAGACCCAGACUGGGGCUCUAAUGGACAGGUCACCUACAGCCUUGGCCCAACCCUGAACCAGGAGCAGGAUCAGACCAGUAGGUCCCUCUCUGCUUCUGGAGCCAUGUUUGCUAUUGACAGCAAAACGGGUUGGAUCACUACUCUUGGAGACCUGGACCAUGAGAUGUGCCCAUCUUACACAUUCAGUGUUGUAGCCUCAGACCUGGGCGAGGCAGUCUCAUUGUCCUCCACUGCUGUGGUAACUGUUGCUGUAGCUGACGUCAAUGAUAACCCACCCACCUUUGAAAAGGAGUAUUACAGGGGUGCUGUGAGAGAGAGCGACCCGUUGGGAGAAGUGGUGUCAGUCCUUAGCACCCGUGAUAGGGACAGUUCUGACCAGAAUCGUCUUGUAAGCUUUCACAUCACAGGGGGAAAUCCAAAGGGAACAUUUGCUCUGGCACCCGUGCAGGGAGAGUGGAAAGUAUUUGUGAAACGGCCACUUGAUCGUGAGGUGCAAGAUCGGUAUCUGCUGAACAUUACAGCCAGUGAUGGACUUUUUGUGACUAGAGUGGGCGUGGAGAUUACUGUUAUGGAUGCCAAUGAUAACAGCCCUAUCUGUAACCAGGCAUUGUAUGAGGCCUCUUUCCCUGAGGAUGUUUCCAUUAAUAAGGGUAUUUUAACUGUAGGAGCCACAGAUGUGGACAUAGGGUCUAACUCUGAGAUCCAGUACUCUUUAUAUGGCAUUGGUGUGGAAGAUUUCUAUAUGGAUGCUAACACUGGUGAGCUAAAAACAGCUUCUCUCAUGGACCGGGAGAGAACACCAAGCUAUAGACUGAUAGCUCAGGCCACAGAUGGAGGAGGACUCUUCUGUCGUUCUGAGGUCUUUUUGACUGUCCUGGAUGUGAAUGACAAUGCGCCAUCCUUUUCCUUCACCAAGUAUGUGGCCAGUGUUUAUGAGAAUGCCUCACCCAAAGCCCUCCUUACCCGGCUACAGGCCAACGACCCGGAUGAAGGUCUAAACAGAAAGGUCAUGUACUCUAUGGUGGACUCGGCUAAUGGUGUUUUCUCCAUUGAUGCGACCUCUGGGGUGGUAGUCCUCGAGAAGCCACUUGACAGAGAGGUACUGGAUUUGUACCGUGUUACGGUGCAGGCCACAGACAAGGGUGGGACCGCCGGUUCGCUUUCUACUCAGGUGGACCUCACUGUGGUGGUGCUGGAUGUGAAUGACAAUCCGCCCAUUUUCCAGAAGCAGGACUAUGCUGUCACACUGCCAGAGGACGUCGCCGUGGGAACAGAGGUUCUGCGUGUCUUUGCCACUAGUGAUGAUAUUGGAGCCAAUGCAGAAAUCUACUACAGUAUCCGCUCUGGCAAUGAGCUGGGAAAGUUCUCCAUCGAUGAGGUCACAGGUUCCAUCACCGUGGCUGAUGAUUUGGACUACGAGGUGUGUAAAGACUUUUUCCUCAAAGUCGAGGCUUGGGAUGGUGGAACCCCUCCCUUGAGUGCUGCUACCAUGGUAACCAUUGAGCUGUUAGAUGUCAACGAUAACGCGCCCACCUUCAGCGAGGACGUUUAUAAUGUGCUGAUUAGUGAGGAUGCAGGAAUUGGAGCAACUGUUACCAGGCUUUCUGCAGAAGACCUGGACAGUCAAGUGAAUGGAAGGAUAAGCUAUUCUAUUCUGAAAGGGGAUCGGAGAAACCAGUUCAUGAUUGACCCGGUCACUGGACUACUGAGAAUAAACAAAGCACUGGACAGAGAGACGGUCUCCAGCUACACUCUGACUGUGCAAGCCUUUGACAGUGGAACACCAGCCAUGUCCACCACUGUGACAAUCAAUAUUGAAAUAGCUGAUGUGAAUGAUAAUGCGCCAGUUUUUUCUCCGGCCAAUGCCUCUGCUGUCAUUCAGCUGAACAAACCUGCAGGCACGACCAUCUUGACGUUGUCUGUAAGUGAUAAGGAUUCAUCCCGUAAUGGGCCUCCUUUUGAGUUUCGCAUUGUGUCAGGGAAUGAGGACAACACAUUCAGCCUAGAUCAAAAUGGGGAACUCCGUACUAACAAAGCCUUUGGGCCAUCUUCAACACGGGAAUACACUCUUGAAAUCCAGGCCCGGGACUCAGGGAAACCUCGUUUGUCCUCCACGUCCUUUGUCUUUGUGCGUGUGAUUGGAGACAGCCUGUUCAAGCCUGUGGCCUUCCCCUUGGAGAUCAGCGUGGUCAUGGAAGGAGAUGUGUUCCCAGGUGGCGUCAUCGGCCGGAUUUACGCCUCUGACAGGGACGAGAAUGACGUGCUUUCCUUCACUCAGAGGUCCCAGCCCAAAAGCCUGUUCAAGAUCAAUCGUCAAGAUGGCAAGAUCGUGGUUUUGUCAGGGCUUGAGCCAGGCAGGUACCUGCUAAACGCCACGGUGAGCGACGGACGCUUCUCGGUUAACGUUGAGGUGAUGGUGACGGUGGAGCAAAUUACGGAGGAGAUGGUUCAGAAUGCUGUGACUCUCCGUUUCCAGGAUGUCUCUCCAGAGGAUUUUGUGGGUCUUUACCUGCAGGAGCUGAAGAGGCUUUUACGUGGAGUGCUUGGUGUGGCCAACCAAAGGCCGGAUCCUUUGCGCAUAUUGAGUGUUCAGCCGGUGAAGGACUCAUCACUUCUGGAGGUUCUUCUGGCUGUUGAGACAGUGGAGGGUGGGUUUUAUGGACCAGGGGAACUGGCUCUUAGGUUGGUGGAAGUACGGGAGCAGCUAGGAGGUGCGCUGAAGGUUGUGGAAAUUCUGGACCAGAGCUGCACUGGAAGUUUGGAAUGUGGGGAGAGAGUGUGUGACUUGACUCUCAGUCUGGACUCCAGCAGUUUGGUUGCUUACAGCACCUCGAGGGUCAGCUUUGUCUCACCACGCUUCAGCCGGACAGAGAGCUGCACUUGUCCAGGUGGAACAUGCUUGAUUCCUCUUGAGCUGUGUGAGGGACAGGCUUGCCCUGGUGACAUGCAGUGCGUCCGAACUGGCCCCACAGCGCCCUCUGUCUGCCAGUGUCUGCCUGAUCGUCUCCAGCAGUGUGCAGGUCAGACGUCUCUGAGUUUUGCCGGGAACAGUUAUAUUAAAUACAGAGUGACAGAGAGUAAUAAGAGUGGAGAUAUGAAACUGGGGCUGAAAAUCAGAACUCUGCAGAACAGAGGAGUAAUCAUGUAUACACGUGCUGAUCCCUGUACCAUGCUGAAGAUAGAGGAGGGGCGACUGUGGUUCCAGCUAGACUGCGACAACAGUCUGGACGUUCUUGGGAUCUCGGGCAGGCCAAUCAACGAUGGCCUUUGGCACGCCGUGACGCUGGAGCUCACCCAGAACUUCACGCUGCUCUCUCUGGACGACAGCUACGUGGAGCGUCGCCGUGCUGCCAGGGCCCCCGUUCACCUCUGGCCCCUGGCCGCCGACGGCUCGCUUUUUUUUGGGGCGCAGGUACGGCCCCCCGUGCCUCGGGGCUCAGCUGAUAGAGGCGGACAGGGGCCCCCACGAGCACAGGAUGGCUUCCAAGGCUGCCUGGGGGCUGUGGUGCUGAACGGGAACGACCUGCCCCUGCAGAACAAACGCAGCCGCUAUGCUGAAGUCGCCGGCCUCAAUGAGGUGAAGUUGGGCUGCAUGCUCUACCCAGACCCCUGUGCCACACAACCAUGCCUGAAUCAAGGCUCCUGUGCUAGCCUGCCCUCUGGUGCUUUUGGGUGCAGUUGUACUGCUCAGUUCACAGGGCCGCGUUGCGAGACAGAAGUCACGUCCUGUGUGCCCAGUCCUUGUCAGAACGGAGGAGACUGCAAGCCAGUUGGGAGCACUUUCCUCUGUGGCUGUCAAAAAGGCUUCACUGGUCUUAUAUGUGACGAGGACGUGAAUGAGUGUGAGAGGGAAGAGUGUGAGAACGGCGGCGUUUGCGUCAACACAUUCGGCGCGUUUUACUGCAACUGCACAACGGGAUACGAGGGUCAGUUCUGCGGACAGCGUUCCCUGGAGGUUCCGGACGACCUGGCGGAGUCCCUGUCCUACGUGGGACCGCGCGAGAUCAUCGGCAUCGGGGUUCUGUUGUUUGUCGUGUUGGUCCUUCUCACGCUUCUGGCCGCGUUCCGGAAGAAGGUCCUGAGGAAGGACUGGAGUCGGGGGGAGGCCGUCGGCAUCUCCACGGAAACCAACUACAUGCUCCACAAGACCGGCAUGGGCACAGAGGGCAUCGAGUUCAAAGCCGUCCGGGUCAGCGCCGACCAUCGCGGUGGUUUCUACGGCAACGAUGGCACGGGACCCCCGCAGGUCCUGGUACGCCCUACGGCUUACACCUUCCCCCGCUGCCAGAGCCUCCCGCAAAGCGACUCGGACAAGACGGAGACGGAAGGCCUGCUAGCUGCUCUCCCUUGCCCGCCUCAAAUGUCCACGUUCCAGGCGGGGUCGCCUCACAUCCUGGGCAUGGCCAGAAGGGGUGUGGCCAUCUGUAGCGUGGCACCACACCUGCCGAGCACGUCUCCCUGUCCCUCUGAGCGCAGCCCUGUCCGCAAAGCACCAUGGGAAGAGGAGGAGGAGGAGGAUGAGGAUGAGGAAGAUGACGAAGAAGAGGAACAAGAAGUCCGGGAUAUGGAGUGGGAAGAGAGAGGAUUCCAGACAGAAGGGGAACAGAUGGAAAGAACAGAGGCUGAGAUGAGUAAUCUAGCAGAGGAGGUCACCUGUUUCUCUGAUAGCAACUCGGAGGCUCGUUCUCUCAGAUCUGUCCAGUCAGAUUCCUGUGAUGACAACGCUUCAAUUGUCACAGUCAUACGUCUGGUCAAAGAUACCAUGGACAGCAUUGAAAAUGAAGUUGCAGUGCUGGAUGAUGGACAGCCCUACAAUAGCAAUUCAUAUCAUUGGGAAACCACAGAGUGGGUACCUAACCCCUCCCUGCCUGCCCUGGAGUUCACCCCCUCGCCCCAGACCAGAGCAAUCUCCCCUGCCCAGCUGGGUGACAGUUCGCGAAACAUACAAGCCGACCGCCCCCUGAGGAGCUUUGAGAGUCAGAGACAUCUUCCCAUGUGCUCCUCGCCUGUUUACGAGGACUUUCGCGACCAGGAACGUUUUGACAACAGGUUAUCCGUACGACAGCCUUACGAGGUCCACAGACAGGGGAGAGUGAGCCCCUAUCGCUGCUGCUCCACUCAACAGCUCCCGACUCACUCCCCGAUCCGCGCCUGGCAGGAGAGGCCCCGCGUCUGGGAGGACAUCCACACUUUUAGGUCCGGGAGCCAACGGGAGAUGGGGAGACUGACGGACAGACUGUCCCUGAGAGAAAGAAGGUCUCGCUGCAGUCCCAGGAGAUCAGUGUCUGGGGCACUUGGGAAAUUUGACAACCAGUAG
This is a messenger RNA of Chanos chanos (milkfish), 13863 nucleotides long. RefSeq names its product FAT atypical cadherin 3b (gene fat3b). Gene Ontology annotation, biological process: homophilic cell-cell adhesion. Gene Ontology annotation, cellular component: plasma membrane. Lineage: Eukaryota; Metazoa; Chordata; Actinopteri; Gonorynchiformes; Chanidae. The record is from RefSeq and is a predicted model, not a curated record. The coding region runs from base 1 to 13863 and encodes 4620 amino acids. The transcript has 28 exons. Gene Ontology annotation, molecular function: calcium ion binding.